GAGCCUGCCGGGCUCCCGUCUGCCCCGCCUACCCCCGUUGCCGGUUGCUGGCGGCGGAACCGGGCGGCGGCGGCCAGGAUGGCAGCGCCCAUCAUCCCCGAGAGCAGCAGCAUUAAAAAAGCAGUGUUGCUCAUUAACAUGAUAGACCCAGGCAGAUUUCCUAGAUUACUCUCCCGCAUCCUUCAAAAGCUUCAUCUAAAGGCUGAGAGCAGUUUCAGUGAAGAGGAGGAAGAAAAACUGCAAGCUGCAUUUUCAGUGGAGAAGCAAGAUCUUCAUUUAGUCCUUGAAACUAUAUCAUUUAUUUUGGAACAGCUUGAGACAAUUGGAUGGCAGCUUAACCUUCAGAUGGCACAGUCCACCCAAGCGAAACUGAAAUCUCCUCAAGCUGUAUUAGAACUUGGAAUGAGCAAUGAAGAUUCAAAGCACAUAUUUUAUUGUGGUUUGUGGAAUCACUUCCAGAAGAACAGAGAAACUGGAGAAAGUGUUUGUGGAAUUCAGUCAUCAGGAGCUGUUUGA
Molecule: messenger RNA, 516 nt
Organism: Chelonoidis abingdonii (Abingdon island giant tortoise)
Lineage: Eukaryota; Metazoa; Chordata; Testudines; Testudinidae
Source: RefSeq, a predicted model, not a curated record